Bacillus rossius redtenbacheri is the source of this 1344-nucleotide messenger RNA. It is a transcript of the gene eIF1, whose product is annotated as eukaryotic translation initiation factor eIF1. Lineage: Eukaryota; Metazoa; Arthropoda; Insecta; Phasmatodea; Bacillidae. The record is from RefSeq and is a predicted model, not a curated record. Gene Ontology annotation, biological process: translational initiation. Gene Ontology annotation, cellular component: eukaryotic 43S preinitiation complex. The coding region runs from base 317 to 649 and encodes 110 amino acids. The transcript is spliced from 3 exons. Gene Ontology annotation, molecular function: translation initiation factor activity; RNA binding; ribosomal small subunit binding.
UCUCCUUGCACCUUUACUUACCUGUAUAUCAGUUUUAUAAGUUUUUGAAGUAAAUAUAUAAUAGUUUUUGUUUAUUGAAUUUGAAAAUAAAUUUGAUAAACUACGUUUACAUUUAAUACGAAAGAUGUCUCUGCUGUCGUUUGGCGCAAUGACGUUUGGUGACGUCAUUAGAUAUCGUCCGUGAAAUUUCCAGUGCCUGUCUUGAUAUCGUUUCUGUUUUGCGCGUAGUGGAAUAGUGAAUUGAAUCGAAAAGCAUCCACGUCUAAAUUUGCAGUUUGCAGGUGUAUAUUUGGUAGUGAGAAACUUUGUUUGUCGUAUGUCCAUCCAGAAUCUUAAUACAUUUGACCCCUUUGCUGAUGCAAUCAAGGGAUCAGAAGAUGACGUGCAAGAUGGUCUAGUGCACAUACGAAUCCAGCAGCGGAAUGGUCGUAAGACACUGACUACGGUGCAAGGACUAUCUUCUGAGUAUGACUUGAAGAAAAUUGUCCGAGCAUGUAAAAAGGAGUUUGCGUGCAAUGGCACAGUGAUAGAACACCCGGAGUACGGAGAGGUGCUGCAGCUGCAAGGCGACCAGCGGGAGAACAUCUGCCAGUGGCUCACCAAGGCCGGCCUGGCCAAGCCGGAGCAGCUCAAGAUCCACGGCUUCUAGGAGUCCGUGCCCACCAUGAUCCUCCUCAUGCUCUAAAUUAUCCGGCGGACCGCGACGGGACACUUCACCAAAUUACAGUUGCACAAAUAACCUGUUAAAUAAUAAAAAAAAAAUAUUAGUUGGUUCAACAAGGUUUUGUAAGCAAUAAAAUAUUUCUCAUUCUCGAUUUCUGUCAAUGUUAACUUCAACAAACUGAUCUUGGGCAACAUCAUUUCGGACGUCGUACGGAAAGGCAAUGUGUGUGUUUUACGUGAGGUAGUAUGUAUCUGAGUGCUAUUGAUGAUUUUAGAGAAUUACUUUAAAGUGUUAGUAUAUCAAUUUUUCUUGGUUUUUAAUUUAAUGGCAGUUUUAUAAUGUAUACAAUCUAUUUUUGUACGACCUGUUGAUUGAUUGAUUUUUCCUUUAAAAAAAAUUGAGUUUUAGUUUGCCUUCUUGUAGAAUACAUUGACUAAGGAAGAUUAAAAAAAAUGUGUAGCUGAAUCUCCAACCUACCAGUUUGAUAUUCCGUGCCUUUGGGGGGGAUCAUGAAAUAAAAAUUUUUCAAGACCUGUUGUCUAUUUUACACUUGGUGUACUAGUAGUGUCCAAAUUGUUUUGAGUGUUGCUUCGUUUUACCCAUGUUGCAGUUAAUUCCAGGAUCAAUCAUGUAAAGUUAUGUUCAAUGUAAUAAAGGUUAAUUAAAACGGUAUUGUCCCA